AUGCAAAUAAAAACAAAGUUUAAUAAAAUAUUAAAAAAAAAUUCAGAUAAAUUUUAUAAUUGUAUAAAUAUUGAUAAUGAUUUAAUACAAAAUAUACAUAAUAUAUAUAAGAAAAAAUGUGAAAUGGAUAGAGAAACCUUGAAUUUAUCAUAUUUAAACGAAUUGUGUGAUAUAAAUUCGUCUAAUUUAAAUAAAAUGUGUGAUAUAAAUGAUAUUUGCGUCUCAUUAAAAUUAAAAUUAAAAAUAAAAAAUAAUAAUGAGUUAGAUAAUAAGAAUUAUUCCAUUUAUUUUGAUAUUAAUCCAGGGGGGAUUAUGUCUAAAAAUCAAAAAAAAAUUUAUUAUCAAUAUAAGCAUACUACUGAAAAAAAUGACGAAUAUUUUGAAAAUUUUCCAAGAGAGGAGAAAAUGAAAUAUUUUUCAUCUUUAUCUUACAAAUUAGCUGGAAAAAUAAUUCAAUAUAAGCAAUCAAAAUAUAAGUUAGUAAAUCUUCUUCAAUCAGCUAUUUAUGGUAGUGUAUACUUAUCUGAAGUAAUUGAAGAUUCAGAUAAAAAUUUAGUUAAUUGUCAGAAAGCUAUAAAAAUAUUAUCAAAGCAUCUUAUUGAAAUGACAAAAGAUAAAGUCCAAGAAGAUCCGUUAUCUGAGUAUUAUUAUAGGGAUACUAUGAGUGGUCAUAGUAAUAUAUUAAGUUGUGAUCAUAUUUUUGAUGAUAAUAGCUAUAUAUAUAUGGUUAUGCCUUUUGCUUUACAUGGAGAUUUAUUUGAAGUUAUGAAAAAUAGAAAUAGAGCUUUUUCAGAAGAAGAAGGAAGAUACUUAUUUUAUCAAAUAUUAUUAGCAAUUAAGUUUCUUCAUUCAAAAAAAAUGGCUUUAAGAGAUAUAUCUUUGGAGAAUGUACUUUUAUUUGAAAAUGAAAAAAAUGGUUUAAUAUAUCCAGUUUUAAAUGAUCCUGGUCAGGCAAUAUAUUUCAAUGUUAAUAAUAAAAAUGAAGUUAUAUUAGAAGAAUAUAAAAAAAUUUUUGGUAAAAUUUUCAGACCACCUGAAAUAUAUGAAAAAUGCAAAUAUGAUCCUACAAAAGUUGAUAUUUUUUGUGCUGGUUAUAUUUUAUAUUUUUGUUUAACUAAGCAUGAAUUAUUUAGAUGUGCUUUAAAUAAAGAUAUUUACUGGAAUUUAUUAAAAAAUAAAAAAUAUGAAGAAUUAUUAAAAGAUAAAAAAGGAUUACAUCUCUCUGAAGAAGUUCUCGAUCUUAUAUUUCAUUGUUUAGAACCAAAUUUUAAAAAAAGAUAUAAUAUUAAUGAAGCUUUAAAUCACUCAUGGUUUAAAGGAAAAUUUUUUCCUAUAUAUAAUUUUAAUUUGUAUUUAAAUGAUGACAUGUCUUAUAAAUAUAAUAGUAGUGAUUUGUUCAAAUUAUCAUUAGAAAUUCAAGAAUAUGCAAAAAAAAAUAAUAUGAAAAUUGACGAAAAUUCUACUAUUCAAUUUUUUAUAUAUGAACAUAUUUUUAUAUCACCUAAUAAAAAUAUGGAAAAACAAAACAAAUACAUCAAUUCUUUAAAAUAUUCACAUAUUAAUAAUAAAAGGGAAAAUGGUGAAGAUAAUAAUUCUGAAAGCAUUUUAACUUCUAAUAAUAAUAAUAAUAGAAGUAAUAAAACUACUGUAAUUAGUAUUAAUAAUAAUAGAUGUUCUAUGAUCACAACCAACAAGAGCGAAGAUACCCUUUAUAUUAAUAAUCAUAUAAACAAUGAUUUCAUCACAAAUAACAGUGACAAUAAUAAUGAUGAUUAUGUUGUUCAUAUUAAUAAUAAUGACAUUCAUUAUAAAAAAUUAUAUAAAAACAACAUGGAUCUUAAUCAAACGUCAAAAAUUAAAAUUUUAAACAAUCACAAAAAAAAUAUAUAUAAAUUAAUUGAAUUAAAAAAAAAAAAAAAAAAGCUGUUUUCUUCUUCAAAAAGUAUCAAUUUUUCAAACAAAAAUUGUAGUUGUAAUAAAGAAAGUGUAAGAAUUUCACAAAAAUCAGAAGAAAAUAUUUUAACUAGAAAAAAAAGAAAUAUAUUUAUUACACCAAGAAAAAAUUAUGAAAAUACCACUUUAAGCUUACUUUUAGAAAAUCAAUUAAAAAGAAAAAACCAAUUAAAUAAAAAUGUGAAAAGUGAGAAAAAUAUUAUAUCAUUAGUAAAACAACAUUUUAAGGAAAAUAUAAACACAACAAACAAUUACGACAACACUAAAUAUAACGAUAAAUAUAAUACAAAUAAGUACACAUUGUUAAAUGAACUUAAAGAAACAAAAAAAAAUCCUUCAAAAGAUACUAAUCAGGAAAUUUUUUUAAAUAAAAGAAAUAUGGUAAAAAAAAAGAAUGAAUUAUUUGAAGAAAAUCAAAAAUAUAAUAUAAUACAUAAUUAUAAAAAUACAAAAAAGAAUAAUAAUUUUGAUAAUACUUCAUAUAGAGAUGAAAUAAAUAACAGUGAAACAGAAGAUAACACAUAUAUUAAAAGUGUUAGUCAUGCUAAAAAUAAUGACAAAAAUAAUAUUUUAUCAAAUAUUCAAAAUGAAAUCAUAAAGUAUGAUCCUUUUGAAUUACACAAAAAGAAAUUUGUACAAAUGAAUGACACUAGUAAAAACAUAGUAAAAGAAAAUAAAUUAUCCAAAUUGUUAAAUGACAAUAUUUUUAAUAACCAAAAAAAAAAAGAUACGAAAUAUUUCAGUUUCCUUUUAAAUGGAGAAAAAUAUAUUAAAAAUAUAUUAAGUAGUAAAAUUAUUUCAUCUCCUAACGAUAAGAAUUCAAAGGAAGAAACACAUAACAAUAUUUUUGAUACUAACAAUAUAAAGGAAAUAGAAACAUUUAACUAUGAAAAUAAUAAUUAUUUAGAAAAAAUAACUAAAAAUGAUAAUUUAAAUAUCUCUUUUAAACAAAACAAUAGGGAAAUAUAUAAUGAGGUAUUAUAUGAAGGAAAAGAAAAUGAAUUAAAUGAAAAAAAAAAAUCAAAAAUUAAUAAUCUCAUGUUACAUAAUAAAAAUCCUAUAGAUAACAUAAUUCUUCAUAAUACAUUAUCUGAAAAAGUUGAUAACAAAAAAGAAGAGAAUAAAAUUUCAAAAAAUGAUGAUUUAAAUAAUUAUAGCUUACAUUAUCUAGAAACAAAAAACAAAUUCAAGCAUUCCAUGUUAAUAAAUAACAAAAUAAAUUCAUGUAAAGAAUCAAUUAUUUUAGAAGAAAAAAAAAAAGAAAAAGAAGAUAAUAAACUAUUUUUUCAAGAAUUAAAGAUUAAAAAUAAAAAUAUGGAUUUAAAGAAUUCAGACAGUCUUAUUGAUGAAAAAAAUUCUUAUAUAAUAACUAAAGAUGAUAUAGAUUUGUUAGGAGAAGUUGAGACUAAUUCAUGUACAAAAAAAAGUUCUAUAGAACAUAUAUUAAAAAACAAAUUUUUAGAUACUUCAAAAAAUAUGAUAAUUGAAUCAAAAAAAAAAUCUCAAGUUGAGUUAAAAGAAAAAAAAUUAAGUAAAAAUUCCCAUAGUAAAUUAGAAAAUUCUAGAUAUAAAUCAAAAGAUAAUUUAGAAAAUGAAGAAAUUAAAUCAAAUGAUGAUUUAGAAUAUGAAGAAAUUAAAUCAAAAGAUAAUUUAGAAAAUGAAGAAAUUAAAUCAAAUGAUGAUUUAGAAUAUGAAGAAAUUAAAUCAAAAGAUAAUUUAGAAUAUGAAGAAAUUAAAUCAAAAGAUAAUUUAGAAUAUGAAGAAAUUAAAUCAAAAGAUUAUUUAGAUUUUGAAUUAGAAAAUGAAUUAGAAUUUGAAUUUGAAAAUGAAUUAGAAAAUGAAUUAGAAAAUGUAAUAAAAAAUGAAGAAAAUAACUUAGAAUGUGAAUCAGAAACUGAUUUUAAUGGAGAAUUAAAUAAUCUAAUAAAUGAAUUAAAUGAUAAAUUAAUUGAUGAAAUAGAAAAUAGUUAUAAUCAACAGGAAACUGAAUCAAAAGAGACACUUGAAAAUAAAUUAAAAGACGAACAUAAAAAAAUAUUAGAAAAUGAAUUAAAAAAAAAACCAAAGGAUGAGUUACAAAAUGACUCAUUAAAUGUAAUGAAAAAUGGAUUAGGUUUCUCAUUUAAAAAUUCCAUUUCUGAUAAAUAUGAUAAAAUGUUAAUACAUAAAGAAAAACUGUAUAUAGAUAAAAAAAAGUUAAAUAUGAUAAAUGAUGAUGAUUUUUUCUUCAGUAAAUCAAGAAAUAAAUUAUGUACUAUGAGUAAUGAAAAGAAAAGAAAUUUAUCAUCCAAAAUACAAAUAAAAGCAAAAUCUAUUAAUAAAACUAAAAGAGGAAACUAUUCCUUUAAUUCAGAUAGAAAAAAUAAAAUUGUAACAUCUGACAAAUUCCUUUUCAAUACCAAAAAGUAUAUCUAUAAUAACAAUUUGAAGAAUGAUAAUUAUGAAAACAUUUCUACCAAAGUCAUUCCAAAAAAAAACUAUUCUUCUCUUAUUAAUUUAAAUAAAUUAGAAUCAGAUAAUUAUAAUAAAAGAAAUGAAAAUAAUGUUAACGAAAUGCCUAUUAUUAUUAAUGAAUACAAAAAUAAGAAAAGUUACCAAAAAAUCAAAUUACAAACAAAUGAAAUUAAUAAAAAAAACAUUUUAGGACGUCAUACUAUAUCUGAAUCGCCAUUAAUAUGUAUAAAUAAAAAAAACAAUAAUAUUACAAAUGAAUUAGAAUCAAUUAAUAGAACAAAUAAAAUUAUAGAUAACAUAAAAGGAGAUAAGAUGUCUUUAAUACAUAAUUUUAGAAAUACUGUUGGAGUUUCACAUCUUAUAAAAAAAGGAGAUAUUAGUAAAAUAAAAGAUUUAAAAAUACCACAAAAUCCUAGUAUUCAUUUAAUCAAAGAAAAUUAUAAUAAAAAGGGAUUUUUGAAAGAUAAUAUAUUAAAAGAUAAUACAAAAAAUAGAAGAAGCAUUUUAAAUAUAUCAAACAAAACUAACUUAAAAAACGUAAAUUUGAAAAUUAAAAAAAAUAAAAGUGUUAUUAACAAAAUUCUUGUUGAAGAGAAGACAUCAAAUUGUAAGGAAAAACUAAAUUUAGAAAAUAAUAAAAAUAUAUCAAAUAAAAAAAAUAUUGAACAAAUAUGUAAAAAAAACUUUAACGUUGAUAUAAAUCUUAAGUCUAUAAAAAAAAGAAAAAGAAUUAUAGAAAUACAACAAGCUAAAAUUUCUAAUGAAUUAUUAGAUUUUCCUCUUGAAGAAAUUAAAGAGUCAAAUUUUGAAAAGUUAAAAAGUUCAAAAAAUAGAUAUUCAGUGAAUGGAGAUAAUAAAUUAACUAGAGAAGAUUUAGACAAAAAUAAUAAUGAAAACAUUAAAAAUAAAAUUACUAUUAAUUUAAAUGAUAAUACUAAUAAGAUGAAUGAUGGAAAAAAUGUUAAUGUAAAUGAAUUUAAUGAUAUAAGUAGUUACGAUUGCGAUAUAAUAAUGAAUAAUAAAAAUAAAAAUGAGACUUUUCAUGAAAAAAAAAUUCUCAAUUUUGAAAGUAGGAAUAAUAUAAAUGAAAUGAAUAAUAUUAAAGAAAAUAAUUUAAAGUAUUCUGAUAAGUGGGAUUUUUCAAAAUAUACAAAAAAAGGUAUUCAAUCAAAUAAAGCAAAUUACAAAACCUCAAAAGUUUUAUUAAAACCUAUAAAAAACAGGCAAACAAUAGUUUACCCAAAUAUUACACCUAAUAAUGCUACGAAAAAAGAUCCUCUGUUAAUAAAGAGAAAUUCUAAUGUUCAUUAUGAAUCAACACAUAAAAUUAAAAAUAUAAAAAAAGUAAUAGAUGAAAAAACAAAAAAUGAUAAUAAAUUAAACUUGAGUAAUAAAUCGAUAUUAGAAAAUUUUUUGAAUGAAAUGAAUGAAAUUUUUGAAAAGAAGAAUAAAGAAAAGAAAUUGAACCCUAUAAACGAUAAUAAAGAUAUAAAAAAUAAAAAAGAAAAUAACAAAAUUAUAGAAAUUCAAAAAAUAAUAGAAAUUUCUCAUUUGAGAAAAACUGAUACUUCAAUGAAUAUUAAAAACUCAUCAAAUAAAAAAGGUAAAAUUAAUAGAACUACUCAAAUGUUAAAUCAAAUAUACCUAAAAAAAAAUGAAAACAAUAAAUCCAAAAGUUCUUUACUUAAAAAUGGUAUAAAAAAUAAAGAAGAUAAAAUAAAAAAGAAUAUUUCAUUGGGAGAAACAUCUAAUUUACUUCAAACCAAAAUAGAAAACAAGAAAAGUAAUUUAGAAUUAUUUGAUAAAAAUUUUAAUGAUUUAAAAAAAAGAAAAACAUAUACAACUUAUUUUAAAAAGGAUAUAAAGAAUAGAAUAAAUAAUACAGAAAAGAGAAUAAAUUCAGACUAUAAUAAAACAAAGGAAGAAAUUAUUAAUGAAAAUGAAAAAAAAAAUAACAAUUUUAAUAAAAAAAAAGAAGAAAAUGCCUCUUCUAAUUUUGAGGAAAAAAAUUUUUUUUUGAAAAAUACCGUUGAAAUAGAUAAAGAUGCUAUCAAUGAAAAAAAUAAUUUAGAAAAUUUCUCUGAUUUUUUAAAUGAGACUACAAGUAAAAAAGAAAACUUUUUAAAUCAUUUCAAUAAUUCUAUUAAUGGACAUAGUGGUGAUCAUAUUGAAAGGAAUGAAAUUAAUAAAAAUGAUAAUAAUAAUAAUAAUAUUUAUUACAAAAAUAAUGAAAAUAAUAUUGUAAAUAACAAUAAAAACUAUGAAAUAUGUAGUAUCAAAAAUGAUGAAGUUAAUAAAAAUGACAAAGAGAAUAAUACCCAGAAUAACGAAAUCAACAAAAAUAAAAAAAAUAGCAUUAGUAAUAUCAUUUCUAAUGGUAAUUAUAACUUUUAUGCAAACAAAAAAAAUUUGCAAGGAGAUUAUAAAGUUUAUAAUGAUAGUGAUGAUUUAAAAGUUAAAAAUAAAAGUAAACAUAUAAAAUUACUAUCUCAAUCAAAGGUUGAAAUAAACAACUCUUUGUAUGAAUAUCUUUCUGUUAAAGAAAAAAAUAAAAUUAUUAAAGGACGAAACACUUUUAAUAUUUCUUCAACAGAAUUAAAUAAAAAUAAUAUGUCAACUUACUUUAAAAAUGAUAAAAUUAAUUUUAAUUAUGUAAACACUAAUAAUUCUAGUGAAAAUCCAUAUUAUAAUCAUUUAAAAGAAUUAAAAAGUUUUAAUAAUAACUUAAAAAAAAAUUUAUAUUUAAAUAAAUUAAAAGUAUCAAAUCAAAAUAAAUUAUCUAAAUUGAAAAGCUUUUUAAAUUAUAAUAAAAUAGAAAAUAAUAAAAUAUUUUUAAAUAAUAUGCAAACAAAUUUUAUGAAAAAUAAUAAUGAAAAUGAUAAAUUAUUAGUGAAACCUAAUUUAUUUUUAUUAAAUGAUAAAACAAACUAUAACAAAUUAGGAAAUAUAAUUAACAAAAUAUCUGAUACAGGAAAAUUACAGCACAAAAUUAAGACAAGAGAAUAUUCAGAAAAUUUGACUCCUUUAAAUAUUAGCAAUUUAAAAAAUUACAAUACCAAUGAUAUAUAUGAAAAUAAAGAUAAUAAAAAUAAUAGUAUAAAUAAUUAUUUAAUAAAAAUAGAAGAAAAAAAAAAUCAUAAUAAUAAUAAUAAUAAUGGUAGAAUUAACAAUAAUAUUUAUAAUAGAAAUAGUGAACUAUAUUUAAGGAAUGGAAUUAAUUUAAAUGUAGAAAAUUUUAUUUUCAAUAAAAAUAGAAAAACUUCUAAAUCAGUUAAAAUAGAUAAAUCAUAUUUUAAUUUAAUCAAUAAAAAUGUAUCUUGUGUUAAAGAUAUUAAUAACAAACAUAUUCAUCAAUAUUUAAAAAAUAAAUUACAAAAUAAUGAUACCUCAAAUGAACAAUUUCAAAUAAACAAUAAGACAAACAGUAUAUCCAAAAACAAUGAAAUUAUAUUGGAGAAAAAUUCUAAAGAUAUCCAUUCUAAUAAUAUUUAUCUAAAAUCUAAUACAAAUAAUGCAAAGGUAAAACCUCUAUUAUAUAAAAGCUUAAAAAAAGAAGAUUUACCAUAUUCACAAAGUACUAUAAAUAAAGUUAAUAGUUGCAUGAAUUUUAAAGAAACAAAAAAUGAUAUUGUAUCUGAAAAUCAGAAACAAACAAAUAUACAGCAUAUUUUUAAUGAAGAAAAUAAAAAAUAUAAUAAUUACAUAAAUAAUACAAUAAAUUUAAAUCCCACAAGAUUAUCCUUAAAUUUAAAUAAAAUUCCUUAUAUGAAUAAUCAAGUUGAAUCUAGUAAAAAUAACUUUUUUACAGGAUUUCAAGAAAAAAAAAAUAUAAAAAUCAGCCAAAAUAGAAAAAAACAAAUUGUCGUUGAUUUAAAUAACAAAAUAAACGUAUGUGAAAAUGUAAAAAGGAAUAUCAAUGAAGAUGAAAAUAAAGAAGUUCAUAUUAAAAAUAAAUAUAAUGAAAUGAUUAAUAUAAAAAAGAAUGAAAUUAAAACAGAAAAUAUUAAUACUUACAAUAAUGAUUUAUUAUAUAAAAAUAAACCGCUUUAUAUAGAUAAAAAAAAUGAAGAUUUAUUAUCAAAAAGUGUAAGAUUAAUUAAUAAUUUACAGAUUAAAAAGGAAAAUAAAAAAAACGAUAAUAUAUAUUACCAUUCACAAAAUAAAAAUGAUAUUAAUAAAAUAGAUAUAAAUAAAAAAUAUAAUAAUAAAAAUAAUGAAGAUAAUAUAGAAAGUAAAUCAAAUUUAUUACAAAAUGGAAACGAUAGGAAGAAUAAUACAAUUGUCAAUAUUAAGCAACCAUUUUAUUUAAAUAAAAUAUUAAAUAUUAAAGAAUAUAUGCGCAAUAGUGUUUUAUAUCAUACAUCUAAUAAAAAUAGUUGUAUAAAUCAAAAAGAAAAUUGUCAAAAAAUUUCAAAUAAAAAUAAUAAUUUCGUAAAUUUAUUGAAUAAUCAUAUUUUAUCUUCUAAACUCUCUAGUAUUUUAUUUAGUAAAAAUAAUGAUAACAUUAACAAAACCACAUAA
This is a messenger RNA of Plasmodium gallinaceum, 8928 nucleotides long. RefSeq names its product protein kinase, putative. The transcript has 2 exons. Gene Ontology annotation, cellular component: cytoplasm; spindle pole; centrosome. Gene Ontology annotation, molecular function: ATP binding; protein kinase activity. Gene Ontology annotation, biological process: mitotic cell cycle; protein phosphorylation; regulation of cytokinesis. Lineage: Eukaryota; Apicomplexa; Aconoidasida; Haemosporida; Plasmodiidae. The record is from RefSeq and is a predicted model, not a curated record. Bases 1 to 8928 code for a protein of 2975 amino acids.